AUGUAUCAACAGCCUAACCAAUCGUUUGAUUCGGGCCGGAGAAUCUCUUCUAACAAUCCGUUCCGGCAAGAUGUGACAGGUUCAUCCAACCGAUCAACAGGUCUGGGCCAUUCCACCAACUCGACUUUUGACGAUUGGGUCAAGAAGAAUAAGCAGCUUAUUGAACUGCUGGAUGAUGAAGAUGCGCCACUUGCGAGACCGUCGUUUCCUGGCCAGUCACGCACGGGGAGCGACAGUAAUGUGAACUACAGGUAUGUAUAA
Sungouiella intermedia is the source of this 261-nucleotide messenger RNA. Lineage: Eukaryota; Fungi; Ascomycota; Pichiomycetes; Serinales; Metschnikowiaceae. The record is from the annotation of a GenBank genome assembly.